AUGGCAUCCCAUAAAAUAUCUGAUGAAACAACGAAAGAGAGUGCUUUCUUAACACACUCAAACUUGUUACAGCCAAUACCCACUAAGCGCCAUAUGGAAGAAAUUCCUGUUUUUUAUCCUACAGAAGAGGAGUUCAAUAAUCCUCUUCAUUUCAUAGCAAGUGACAAAGUUCAACAAAAAGGUAACAAAUAUGGUAUGAUUAAAAUCGUACCUCCAAAAUCCUUCAACCCAAAGUUAAAUAUCGAUAAAAAAAGUUUUAAAUUCGAUGUACGCCUUCAAAACUUAUUUGAAUUGGAUUUAUUAAAUCGGUCUAGGUUAAUGUUUGCAAAGCAGCUGGAUAUUUAUCAUCGAUCUCUUCCACAUCAGCCUGACACCAAGAUUAGUAUAGACAGCAAGGUCAUAAUUAAAGAAUCUAAGAAAACUAUAUAUCUAUAUAAUCUUUAUGUCAGCUUAAUUAAGUUGAAUAACCUACAUUUGAGAACUCAUCCUUCGGAUUUGGACCCCAAUAAAAGUUUAAAAUUGUUUGAUCCCAAAUUGCUUCGCAAGAGCAAUCCAGAAAGUAAAAUAAUUUGGGAAGAACUGUCCCAACAAUUUAAUUGUAAGCCUACUGAGCUGUACAAUGUCUACUUGGAUCAUUUAUCCUCUUUUUAUAAUCAUAUUUAUGGAUUAACAAAUGGGAUUCUUAACAAGGAUUGCUUGGUAUUUGAUGAAUAUCCAAAAUCAUUAUUAAGUGACUCCGAAGACUCAGAAGGAGAAGCAUCAGAGGAUUCUAGUGACGAAAAUACUAAUCCUUGUUUGGUAUGCUUAAAGAAUAAUAAACCCUCUAGGCUUUUAUUGUGCGAUUUUUGCAAUAAGCCUUACCAUACUUUUUGUUUAAGUCCACCUAUUGAAAUUAUUCCAAAAGGAGAAUGGUUUUGUAAUAAUUGUAUUAUUGGUAAUGGGUUUUAUGGAUUUAAACAUGAAAAGAGCCAAGUCUCUUUACAAGAUUUUCAAGCUGAAGCAUUACAAUUUCAAAAACAGUACAAUCCAAAAGAUUUAAAUCAAUUGGAAAAGGAGUUUUGGGAUUUGAUUAGUGCUUCUCCAAACGAUUUAAAAUCUCAAAAAGAUAUUACACAGUUUAUUACCAAAUACGGAGCAGAUAUUCAUGAUGAAAAUGUUCUAACUGGUUUUCCUACGCUAGAUCAUGUUCCAUCUAACUUAAGUAGUGCAGAAUAUAAAUCUUUCUUAAGAUAUUGUACUCAUCCCAUGAAUUUGAAAAACUUACCAUUUGCAGAUGGAUCACUCUUAUCGUUGACGAAAUCAAUUCAAUCUACUCAAAAUGAUAAAGAUGUAUACUCUAAUAUUUCAGGAGUCACGAUUCCAUGGUUGUAUGCAGGAUCGUUAUUUUCUACUUUUUGUUGGCAUCUUGAAGAUCAAUACACUUUAAGUAUAAACUAUCAACAUGAAGGAGCUCCAAAAAUUUGGUAUAGUAUUCCUGAUUAUGAAUGUGAUAAAUUUAAAAAACUUUUAUUUAAUUUAACUCCAGACUAUUUUAUUAAACAACCGGACUUGUUAAGCCAACUUAUUACUCAAAUUUCACCUUAUUCGGACAUUUUUAAAGAUUCGGGAAUUAAAUGUUUUAAAGCAAUACAGCAUCCUAAUGAAUAUAUUAUCACGUUACCAAAAUGUUUUCAUGCUGGUUUUAAUUCAGGAUUUAAUAUCAAUGAGGCUGUAAAUUUUACUUUGCCCACUUGGUUACCUUAUGGGUUUCAAUCCAUAAAAGAUUAUAAGUUAAUUAAAAAGGAUUGUAUUCUUGAUAUUAUUGGUUUUUUAAUUGACGUAUUAUCGAAUUUUGAUAGUCUUUCAAAUCAAAAAUUAGAUAUUGACGAAUCAUUCAUUAAAAAUUGUUUCAACUACUUCUUAAAGUAUUAUAAUCUAGAAAAAUCUAGAAUCAGCAAAUUACCCUUUUCGUUAUUAAACAAGCAAUAUUUACUUGUAAGUUCACCUCCAACCUCUGCUACAAAAGAAUCUAAAAAUAAUGAAUCCAAUUCGAACAAAUGCCUUCAUUCACGUCCAAAUCAAGAAAUUAUUAAUGAGAUAUUGUGUAAAGAAUGUAAAACAAUAUGUUCGUUAGCAUUCAUUGCACACUCAAAAAGUGAUCAAACGAUUAAAAGAAGAAAAAUCACUACUAAUAGAUUUUUAACCUCUUCAAGAAAUUUUGAAAUAUAUUGUUUAGAAGACUAUAUCAAAAAAUUUAUUCAACAUACUAUUGGUCUAGGUGAUCAAAUACAGCACCCUAUAUCAACUAACAAGAAAAGAAAUCCGAUAGAAAUUCCAGAAAUUAGUACGCAUAGAGAUGAUUUGAUAUUAGUUCGAGAUUGGGACAAAUUAAACAGUUUAAUUUCAGAUAUUUCUUCAUCUGUGAGAUCUAUUUAA
Henningerozyma blattae CBS 6284 is the source of this 2415-nucleotide messenger RNA. It is a transcript of the gene JHD2, whose product is annotated as histone demethylase. Gene Ontology annotation, cellular component: nucleus. The transcript has a single exon. The record is from RefSeq and is a predicted model, not a curated record. Bases 1 to 2415 code for a protein of 804 amino acids. Gene Ontology annotation, molecular function: histone demethylase activity. Gene Ontology annotation, biological process: chromatin remodeling. NCBI's taxonomy places the organism in Eukaryota, Fungi, Ascomycota, Saccharomycetes, Saccharomycetales, Saccharomycetaceae.